ACUGAUCCCCAUCAUCAACUUUUUGGAAUCACAUAAUGGCCACAGCAUCAGUACCAUUUGAACAGCGUUUUGUGAGGCGAGCUCGAGCAUUCGAUUCUCAUCAAGGGAUUCACCACGGUGAUCCACAGGAACAGCAACAGCAACAAAACAUACAACAGUACGAACUGCUACAGGAACAAGCUUCAAACCAGCAGCACCAGGAGCAAUCGCAAAACUUGCCACAGGCUCAACAACAAACAAAUCAGACACAGUCUCAGUCUGAAUCCCUUCCCCCUCUUUCUUCAAUUUCAGCUUCUUCAAGCUCUGUGGACCCAUCAGUAUCAAGUACAAAUUUAGCUCCAACUACUGACAAUCAUGGUCCCUCUGGGGGUUCCACUCGAGGUUAUGGUCACAACUUUUCAAAGGAAGAGGAGACAUAUCUUGCUGUACAACUUGCAGACCCAAAAAAUGCAAGUGUCUUGAACGGUCCACCUGAGAGGCAUACUGGGGACAAGCGAAAGCCUGAAAUACGCGAAAAGAUCCUUAAAGCAUUCAAUGAAGCGUUCUCUACGGCAGAUAAACCAAUGAGGGUGUUGGACUGGCAACUCAAGAAUAAGAUCAUGAACAUGAGGAGGCUAUGGAAUGAAGUACAUCGUGUCGUUAUCUCUGCUCAUUCACCCUCUUCCGAAUCAUUUAAAGAAAAAAUUAUUCAGAAAUGUCACUUUUACUAUAUCAUGGAAGAUACCUGGUCCAAACCGAUUCUAGGCGUGAAUCGUAAAGGCACCAAAAAUAACAAGACCAAUGAGAUACUCCAGCCACGAGCAUCGUACUACCGUAGCAACGAAAAUAAUGCUCAGAACAACCAAACUAGCCCCCAGAACAACCAAACUAACUUCCAAAACAAAAAGACUAGUACUCAAAGCAAUCAAAUUGGCGCUAGAAAUAAUAGGGUCAGCAGCCAGAGCAGAGUUAGUAGCCAGAACACUAGGGCUGGGAAUCGGGAUAACGGAACUAGUAGUCAGAGCAAUGAAAAUAACGUGCUGAAUAACAGACCUAGCAGCCAGAGUAAUGAAGCCAGCGUUCAGAGUAGUGGAUUCAGCAGUCAGGAUAUUCAAAGUAAUGCAUAUUGGGCCCAGAACAAGGAAGAAAUGGCCCAUGAUAACGGAGCAAACGCCCAAGGUGAUGAAGAAAGCGUCCAAGGUGAUAAAGAAAGAGCCCCAGAUAACGGAGCAAAGGCCCAGGAUAGUAAAGAAAGAGCCCAAGAUAAUGAGACAAGAACCCAAGACAACGAUACAAGAGCCCAGGACAAUGGCACGAGACUCCAGGAUAAUGAUGGCGAAGCUUCUGAAGAGAGCCAGGAGAGUGAUAGAGAGGCUUCUCGCCAGAAUACUUCCCGAGGGCUCGCUCAACUGAAUCGUGCCUCGAAGAGACGAAGGGAGGAUUUCAAUGAGGCAUUUAGGGCUGCGAAACUAGAGCUGAAGCAGAAGAAGAUCGAAGCGGAUAUUGAGAAUCGUCGAGCGAAGACGGCUGCCAAGAUUGAGCGAAAAAAAAUAAAGGCUCAAGCAGAUAGUGAUGAAAAGAAAGCACGGACGAAAGCGAUGCUGAUGAGACUGGAAACUAUUUUGAAGAGGACAGAAAUUGAUCGUCUGAUGGCUUUAGCAGACCUGGAAAGUCAUCAGCAACAGAAGGAGAAAGACGAGUUCUGUCCGGAAUUAAUAUGAAGGAUCCAUCGUAGAAUAGAUCUUACACUAUUGUUAUCAUCAUCCUCGCCAGCUUCAUCGCUCAUACAGCUGUACAUCACAAAUAAGUAGGUAAAUAAACAAAGAACCGAUGCUCUACAUCCGC
Molecule: messenger RNA, 1824 nt
Organism: Lobosporangium transversale
Lineage: Eukaryota; Fungi; Mortierellomycota; Mortierellomycetes; Mortierellales; Mortierellaceae
Exons: 1
Coding region: 36-1700 (554 amino acids)
Biological process (GO): regulation of transcription by RNA polymerase II
Cellular component (GO): mediator complex
Molecular function (GO): transcription coactivator activity
Source: RefSeq, a predicted model, not a curated record